UCAAAAGUGAAAAAAAAAAAAAAGAAUGAACAAAAUGUAUCUUAUCUUUCUUCUAUUCUUCGCUGCAUCGUACUCAAUGUCAUUGAGUUCUGCAGAUUCCGUAACUAUCUACGAAGAUUUUGUCCAAUGUUUCAAAAACGUGACAACUAUCUCCGACAUUGAUCUCUCCGACGUCGUUUUACCACGUACUAGCAUUUCCUUCACUCCUACCUUACGCGCCUACAUCAGAAACGCCCGUUUCAACACCUCCUCAAUGCCAAAACCGUCGAUCAUCAUCGUGCCCCGUGUCGAUUCACACGUUCAAGCCGCCGUGAUUUGCGCCAAAACGCUUAAUCUCCAGCUGAAGAUUCGUAGCGGCGGUCAUGACUACGACGGUCUUUCUUACGUCUCCGCCGUAACGUUCCUCGUACUUGAUCUAUCCAAUUUCCGAAACAUCACCGUCGAUUUAAACGACGGAGGAGGAUCCGCUUGGGUACAAACCGGCGCGACGCUCGGCGAGCUUUAUUAUAGGAUCUGGGAGAAGAGCGAGGUCCAUGCUUUCCCUGCCGGAGUUUGUCCUACCGUCGGCGUUGGAGGACACGUUAGCGGUGGUGGAUACGGACACAUGAUUCGAAAAUUCGGACUCACUAUAGAUCACGUCGUCGACGCUACAAUCGUUGACGCUAACGGUCAGAUUCACGAUCGGAAAUCGAUGGAAGAAGAUCUCUUCUGGGCGAUUCGCGGCGGAGGCGGCGGAAGCUUCGGCGUCGUUUUAGCUUUCAAAGUGAAACUCGUGACCGUUCCAAAAACCGUAACCGUUUUCAGAGUUGAUAAGUCUGUAGACGAAAAUGCCCUUGACAUGGUUUACAAAUGGCAAUUCGUAGCUCCUAGAACCGACCCGGGUUUAUUCAUGAGAGUGUUGUUAUCAUCUCCGACGCAGAACAAAACAAGUACGGUGAACACUAAACUCAGGGCGUUGUAUCUUGGAAAAGCAGACGACGUCGUUUUAAAGAUGGCGGAGGAGUUUCCGGAGUUGGGUUUGAAGAAAGAAGAUUGUAAGGAGAUGACGUGGAUCCAAUCACUCUUAUGGUGGAUGAAUCAUGUAGACGUGGACAAAGUCAAACCGGAGAUAUUACUCGAGAGAGAACCGGAUUCGGCUAAAUUUCUCAAGAGAAAAUCAGAUUACGUAGAGAAAGAGAUGACCAAACCAGAAUUAAACCGGUUGUUUCAGAAAUUGGCGACGUUAGAUAGAACCGGUUUGGUUUUGAAUCCGUAUGGAGGGAGUUUAAACGUGACCGCAGUGAAUGCAACGGCGUUUCCGCAUCGGCACAAACUAUAUAAGAUCCAGCAUUCGGUGACUUGGCCCGAUGCUGGACCGGAAGCGGAAAGACUUUACAUUGGUAAUUUAAGAACGACUUAUAAUAUUAUGACUCCGUUUGUGUCGAAAAAUCCUAGGAGUUCGUAUUUAAACUAUAGGGAUAUUGAUAUCGGGGUUAAUGAUCAUGGAGCGGAUGGUUAUCGAAAGGGAGAAAUCUAUGGGAGGAAGUAUUUUGGCGAGAAUUUUGAUCGAUUGGUUCGUGUUAAAACGGCUGUUGAUCCGGAUAAUUUCUUUAGAAAUGAGCAGAGUAUACCAACUUUACCUCCUAAUAGAAGAUAGAUAACUUUAGUCCAUGUAACAAUAGUAACUUCCUUAUAGUGUUUUUUUAUGAAACUUGGAAUAUUUUUUAAUAGAUUUAGCUGCAAGCUAUAUUGUGGCAUAUAUAGCA
This is a messenger RNA of Arabidopsis thaliana (thale cress), 1745 nucleotides long. Its product is annotated as FAD-binding Berberine family protein. Lineage: Eukaryota; Viridiplantae; Streptophyta; Magnoliopsida; Brassicales; Brassicaceae. Bases 26 to 1636 code for a protein of 536 amino acids. The record is from RefSeq and is marked reviewed. The transcript has a single exon. Gene Ontology annotation, molecular function: oxidoreductase activity; FAD binding; flavin adenine dinucleotide binding.